Lycium ferocissimum is the source of this 927-nucleotide messenger RNA. RefSeq names its product peptidyl-prolyl cis-trans isomerase FKBP13, chloroplastic. Gene Ontology annotation, cellular component: chloroplast. The record is from RefSeq and is a predicted model, not a curated record. Gene Ontology annotation, molecular function: peptidyl-prolyl cis-trans isomerase activity. The transcript is spliced from 5 exons. NCBI's taxonomy places the organism in Eukaryota, Viridiplantae, Streptophyta, Magnoliopsida, Solanales, Solanaceae. Bases 64 to 714 code for a protein of 216 amino acids.
GCUAAAACCGACGCACCUGUGCAUCAUCUCUUAUCUAUUCAAAAAACUCUCUGUUUGGUGGAAAUGAAUUCAGUUCCUUUCUCCAUUGGAACAUACAUUCCAACAAAGCAUAACGCACUCAAAUCACUCUGUAUCAAAAAUUCUCAAACAACAACUAACUCAAUUCCACAUUUUACCAAACUCAAAGAGACAGUUAGUCCAUUGCCUUGUUUGUUCACAAGAAGAGAAACUCUUACUACUCUUGGAUUGAGUUUUUCAGCUACUUUUUUCAGGGACUUUUUGCAGCCACAGUCGAAUAUUGAAGCAAUUGCUGCAGAAGAAGCUACAACUACGGAAUGUGAAUUUACGGUUACACCUUCAGGUCUUGCUUAUUGUGAUAAAGUUGUUGGUUAUGGCACUGAAGCUGUUAAAGGACAAUUGAUCAAGGCACAUUAUGUAGGUAAACUGGAAAAUGGGAAGGUCUUUGAUAGCAGCUACAACCGUGGAAAGCCUCUCACGUUUCGUGUUGGUGUUGGCGAGGUUAUUAAAGGCUGGGAUCAGGGAAUUCUUGGAGGUGACGGUUUUCCUGCAAUGCUAGCUGGAGGAAAGCGUAAACUGAAGAUUCCUCCUGAACUUGGAUAUGGAAUAAGGGGUGCCGGCUGCAGAGGAGGUACAUGCAUUAUUCCUCCGGAUUCAGUUCUAUUGUUCGAUGUGGAGUUUGUUGGCAAGGCUUAGAUUUGAGCAACAGAGGUAUAUUUUGUUCAUAAAACGAUUCUCCUUUGCAACCAAUAUCUGAGGGACUAUUGUUAGGUUAAUUGGUUGAUCAAAGGGCAAACUUUUUGUAAGCUGCAGUGCAAAUGAUAAUGUGUGUUAAUACUUGAGAUCUUGGCAGUACAUACCAUGAAGUGUUUGUAUAUUGAUUAUUACAUAUAAAGUAAUUUCGGGGGA